AUGGCAACUCCCGCACCUUCAAUAGCCCCUGCGCCCACUCCAGCUCCGUUGGCUCCCGCAAUUGCCGCCAAGCCAACCAUUUCACCGUCUCCCGGACCGGGUACACCCGGAUCCGUCACCUCCAAGGAAUGGGUUAUACCACCACGUCCCAAACCUGGCCGGAAGCCUGCCACAGAUACGCCGCCUACUAAACGUAAGGCGCAGAAUCGUGCGGCCCAAAGAGCGUUCAGGGAACGUAGAGCCGCCCGCGUCAAUGAGCUCGAAGACCAAAUCAAGAAAAUCGAAGAAGAGCACGAUAUUCAUGUGGCAGCGUUCAAAGAGCAAAUUUCAAAUUUGUCUCAUGAAGUCGAACAGUGCCGGAAUGAAAUGACAUGGUGGCGCGACCGAUGCCACGCUCUGGAGAAGGAAGUCUCGGUCGAAAGAAGCGCGAAGGAAGCCCUUGUUAAAGAGUUCCGGUCGUCGCUCUCAGAUAAGAAUGCCCCUGCGGGUAGGGCACCAUUGACUCGUGUGUCUGCCAGAAACUCCGGUUCUGGACGAGCUACAAAUGAAAGGUCUUCGCCGAGCAACGCCAACAGUGGUAGUAACGAUGAUGAGCAGGAGGAAGUGCCACUGGGCUGUCCUAGUUGUUCUUCUACACAUUGUCAGUGUAUUGAAGAUGCAUUUGCAAUGCCGGGCGUUGAGUCAUUGCAUUCUAAGCGUCUUAGCACCACUGGACAAGGGCGUGCCGAGCCUGAGAUAAAGCCCGACCCGGAGGAGAUGGAAAUCGACUUUACCACACGGUUUGCCGCCCCUCAACCACAGGAAGACAAUGCCACGGCUGUUUCAUCCCCCGCGGUUGAUCCGUGCGGCUUUUGCCAGGAUGGAACCCCAUGUAUAUGUGCGGAAAUGGCAGCCCAGGAAGAGCAGCGUCGACAGUCCUUCGAGAACAACCGUCUUGCACCUAUUCAGAACCUGUCUCAAUUCACACCACCUCCCUCCGAUGGCGACGUUCGCUCUGAAGUCACUCUGCCGUCCAUUAACCAGGCAACCAACCCCUGUGCGAAUGGCCCUGGCACCUGUGCCCAAUGUCUUGCGGACCCGAAGAGUACCCUUUUUUGCAAGACGCUGGCGGCCUCCCGCUCCGCCAGCGUUGCCUCCUCCGGAUGCUGCGGCGGUAAGGGCGCCGAUGGCGGGUGUUGCCAGUCACGCAGUUCCAACCCUCCGCGUGCUGCCGCUGCCAAAUCGACAUCUGGUAGAUCUACGACGCCAUCACUGACCCUCUCUUGUGCUGAUGCCUUCACGACAUUGUCACGUCACCCGAACUUCUCCCGUGCCAGCGAUGAAAUUUCUACGUGGCUUCCUAAGCUUCAUACAUUACCGAAUCCUAAGGAUGUUGCAUCACCUGAUCGAUGCUCCUCGAGGGCGGCACUCGAGGUCGAGGCAGCGAGCGUAAUGGGCGUCUUGCGCUACUUUGAUCGGAGGUUUGCCGACAAAUAA
This is a messenger RNA of Aspergillus oryzae RIB40, 1476 nucleotides long. It is a transcript of the gene hapX, whose product is annotated as bZIP transcription factor HapX. The transcript has a single exon. NCBI's taxonomy places the organism in Eukaryota, Fungi, Ascomycota, Eurotiomycetes, Eurotiales, Aspergillaceae. Gene Ontology annotation, cellular component: nucleus; RNA polymerase II transcription regulator complex. Bases 1 to 1476 code for a protein of 491 amino acids. Gene Ontology annotation, molecular function: DNA-binding transcription activator activity, RNA polymerase II-specific; transcription cis-regulatory region binding. The record is from RefSeq and is a predicted model, not a curated record.